Calypte anna (Anna's hummingbird) is the source of this 2331-nucleotide messenger RNA. It is a transcript of the gene POLH, whose product is annotated as DNA polymerase eta. Gene Ontology annotation, biological process: response to radiation; error-prone translesion synthesis. Gene Ontology annotation, molecular function: DNA-directed DNA polymerase activity; damaged DNA binding. The record is from RefSeq and is a predicted model, not a curated record. Gene Ontology annotation, cellular component: replication fork; nucleus; site of double-strand break. NCBI's taxonomy places the organism in Eukaryota, Metazoa, Chordata, Aves, Apodiformes, Trochilidae.
GCGGGGCGCGGCGCGGCGCUCCACCCCCUCUCCGUACGGCGGGCAAUCAGUCGGGCUGGAGGCCGCGGCGGGGCCCGGGGAAUGUCGCGGGGUCGGGACCGUGUGGUGGCCCUGGUGGACAUGGACUGCUUCUUCAUGCAGGUGGAGCAGCGCCUCGACCCGCAGCUGCGUGGUCGCCCUUGCGCCGUUGUUCAGUACACCCAGUGGCAGGGUGGAGGGAUCAUCGCGGUGAGCUACGAGGCUCGCGCCUUCGGCGUGUCCCGCGGGAUGUGGGCGACGGAGGCGCGGGCGCUGUGUCCUGAGCUGGCCCUGGCGCGGGUGCCCCAGGCGCGGGGCAAAGCCGACCUCACCCGGUACCGGGAGGCCAGCGCGGAGGUGAUGCAGGUUCUGUCGCGCUUCGCCGCCAUCGAGCGGGCCAGCAUCGACGAGGCGUACCUGGACCUGACGGGCAGCGUGCGGGAGCGGCUGCGGGCCCUGCGCGGGCGCCCACUGGCGGCCGCCCUGCUGCCCACCACCUUCGUGCAGGGGCUGCCCGGCACCGGCCCCCAGCCCGGCGGGAAGGAGGAGCAGCGGCAACGUGGCUUGGAGGAGUGGCUGGCGUUGCUGUCUUUUGAUAACCUGGACUGUCCUGACCUGCAGCUAACCAUGGGUGCUGUCAUUGUGGAAGAAAUAAGGGUGGCUGUAGAAGCAGCCACCGGAUUCAGGUGUUCAGCUGGGAUAUCACACAACAAAACACUGGCAAAACUGGCCUGUGGGUUAAACAAACCCAACCGUCAGACACUGGUGUCUUCACAAUUCGUCCCACAGCUCUUCAGCCAACUGCCUGUAAGCAACAUCCGUAACCUGGGAGGCAAGCUUGGCACUGCCAUCACAGAUGUCCUGGGAGUAGAGUACAUCGGGCAGCUGACACAGUUCAGUGAGACAGAGCUCCAGGGUCACUUUGGAGACAAAACUGGGUCCUGGCUUUAUGAUUUGUGCAGAGGAAUUGAAGAGGAACCUGUGAAAAAUCGGCACCUGCCCCAGUCCAUUGGCUGUAGCAAGAACUUCCCUGGGAGGAUAGCCCUGGCCACCCAGAAAGAGGUGCAACACUGGCUCUUGCAGCUGGCCUUGGAACUGGAAUCCAGACUGAGCAAGGACAGGAUCCAGAACCACCGGGUGGCCAAGCAGCUGAUGGUGGUCAUCCGCAUGCAAGGAGAUACACGGGUGUCUCGCAUUUGUGCUCUGACCCGCUAUGAUGCCCAGAAGAUUUGCAACGAUGCCUUUGCCCUCAUCCAAAACUGCAACAUGGCUGGAGCUCACCAGGCAGCCUGGUCUCCACCACUUAUAUCAGUGCUUCUCUCAGCAAGCAAGUUCUCAGAGCCUGCUACCCUCUCUGGAGGCAUCACCAACUUUCUGACAAGUGAUACCCAGCCUGAUGGCACUGCUACCACCAGCCAAAACACAUCUGGCAGAACCAAGGUCAAGUUCUUCAGGAGCCCAAGCAAAGAGCCUAGGCAGAAGCCAGCUAAUGCUAUUGAGUCAUUUUUCCAAAAGGCGUCAGAAAGGCAGCAGUCACAGAUGGUGGCAGCAACCAGCCUGCCUGCUGCUGCCAGUGCAGAGUCACUUGUGCCAAGCUCUCCAGAGCACCAAGAGAGAGAUGGUGUUGGACUUGCCUCUGUGCACAGUGACCUGGAGUCUCCCGUGAAGCAGAGUCCCAGCGAUGGGAGUCUUGCUUCCCCUUCCAAGAAGAUUCCUUGUGAGGAGUCACUGUCUCCUGUUACACAAACACCCUUGACUCCACCCAGCUCCAGAACCCUUUUGAAAUUACAGCCAGCUAUAGAGGGAAAUGAGCAGAAUUUGCCACCCUCUUCUGAGCUCGCCCCACUCCUGCCUGCCUCGCCAGGGGACCAGCAGCACUGUGAGAAGUGUGGCCAGUUUGUGUUGGUGUGGGAGUUCCCAGAGCACAUGGACUACCACUUUGCUCUGGAGCUGCAAAGCUCCUUCCUGGAGCCCAGUGCUCCUGCAGCUCCAGCAGAAGCUCCCACCCCAAAAGCUGCAGCUUCCAGGUCUCCUUCCUUGGGAAAGACCAAGCCCAAAACUCCAGCAGGAUCUAGUGCAAAACGACCAAGAGAAGGUGUGACAAGAACUUUAGAUUUUUUCUUUAAGCGCUUACCUCCGUAACAUCCAGCCACUUGGGAGUGUCUAGACCAGUGUUUUUAGGUAUGGUUAAAUUUUUUAUACUGACGGUCAGAUUUUAAUGCAGGAAAAAAAAAUAAAUUAUCUCUACCCUAAAUCUAAGAGGAACUGGAACUUGUAAAUUGCAUAUGAUGCUGCAUGUACCCAGUUGAGCUG